AUGAACGAGGACUCGAAGAAGUGUGAGAAUGGGAACAAAGUGAUGGAAGAAGACAAUGUAAAUGAGGAGAAAAUGGUUGUUAAGAAGAGUGUUGGAAGCGAAGGGAGCUUUUUCGAUUGCUAUAUAUGCAUGGACCUGUCCAAAGAUCAGAUAGUCACUAACUGUGGCCAUCUUGACUGUUUGUCUCGCCUUUACCGCUGGGUAGAGGUUUCAGAGGAAAAGGAGUUUCCGAGCGAGGACAUAACCGCUGAGAUUUGGGUGCACAGCGUCUCGCUGCAACCAUUUACACAAGAAGAGUGGACCCCACACCACGAGCAGAGGCCUAACAUGACGAGGAAAGGGUCCGUGAGGAUCAUAGCCGUAAGCAGCACUGUUGAGCCAAUACCAAACACAACAAUCUCCAUCCUACAUAACAGAAUAGGGAUCUCAUUCGGGUGUGCGGUAGAAGGUAACAUACUUGAAGACAAGCAUUCCAAAACCGGUUCACUAAGAGAUUAA
This is a messenger RNA of Brassica napus (rape), 498 nucleotides long. RefSeq lists its product as uncharacterized. Lineage: Eukaryota; Viridiplantae; Streptophyta; Magnoliopsida; Brassicales; Brassicaceae. The transcript is spliced from 2 exons. The record is from RefSeq and is a predicted model, not a curated record. Gene Ontology annotation, biological process: ubiquitin-dependent protein catabolic process. The coding region runs from base 1 to 498 and encodes 165 amino acids. Gene Ontology annotation, molecular function: ubiquitin protein ligase activity; ubiquitin-like protein conjugating enzyme binding. Gene Ontology annotation, cellular component: endoplasmic reticulum.